AUGGCAUCACGUCUCCAGGCAACUGCGCGUCAACUAUCUAAAACUUUCAAGAAAAAAGGAAGGUUUGAAAUAGGUAUCGCUUCUGAAUUGCCGCCUGCGUACAAAAAAUUUUGGCGAGAAUGGAAAGUACUGAAACCUGCUGCUGUCCACUAUAUCCCUCAAGAAGGGAAGUGGAAGCGUGACGACAUCACUGGGGAGAUAUUGCCUGUACAAAAUGUUCCUAUUCCUUUGAAAUAUCCUGCUGAAAUUCACGACGGUAUAUGGGGAGGAGAAGCCGUAAUUAAAGGGUUUCAAAAACGAGACCCUCGACGUCGCAGGGUACCACAUUAUUGGGUGCCAGUACUAAAGAGAACAGUUGUGAAAUCGGAAGUCUUGAACACUCAUCUUUCAGUGACUGUGACGGAUCGUACAAUUAGUUUGAUCAAUGACCACUAUGGUUUUGACCACUUUUUACUAAAAACACCGGCCUGUGAUUUGGUUUCCAUGUUGGCAUUGAAGUUAAAAAAGCAAAUACUGAUUGAGUUAAUGAAUGGCUGUCCUAGAUAUUCACAUGACCCUGUAAAGCAGACUGAAGUUUAUGAGGAGUAUAAGACAUAUUUGACAUCUUAUACCCCAGAAGAAAUAGAAUGGUAUGGCCUAUCUUGGUAUGAAGCUCUAUCCAAAUUAGCAAAACAGAAAGAAGCCGCCAACAGACCUGUUCCACUAAAAAACAUGUACAGGAAAAACCUAGUUGAAAAAUUGAAAGCUGCUGGCAUUGAAGGAACAAAGAGUUCACCUGAUGAAAUAUCAGCAACUACAUCAUGGCUAUCGAAGAUGAACCCAUUUGGCAAGAAAGAUGAAGCUUAG
This is a messenger RNA of Arctia plantaginis, 846 nucleotides long. Lineage: Eukaryota; Metazoa; Arthropoda; Insecta; Lepidoptera; Erebidae. The record is from the annotation of a GenBank genome assembly.